AUGCGGCCCCGUCUUUUUUCCAUCUCUUCCGCGCCCUCCCUCGAUCUCGCUGAGAUUCACCUUACAGUGGCCGAGCUAUCGUGGCAAACGCCCCUGAAACGCAGCCGCAAAGGAAUGUGCAGCUCUUACCUCGCCGCUGCUGUCGCUGGAGAUGUGUUUACAUGCUUUCUCUGGCGUGGUUCCUUGCCUGUGCCGUCCAAGCCAACACCUUUGAUCUGCGUGGGCACAGGGACGGGCAUUGCGCCUUUGCGUUCGCUUAUUCGUGAGUGUGCGGCCUCCACAAGUGUCUGGGGCGAUGUUCCUAUAUUACUUGUCUUUGGCUGUCGCCACGAAGGAAAGGACUACCUUUACGCGGACGAGUGGAAGGAGUUGAGCCGGGAUCGCCUGAAGCAGUUGAAGGUGUUGCCUGCCUUCUCCAGGGAUGGAGACAAAAAAUUUUAUGUGCAACACCAGCUCGGUCGUCACGCAAGGCGUGUGGCGGCCUUGCUGGACGAAGGUGCUUGCAUUUACGUAUGCGGCAAUUCCACUCCGAUGCCCAAAGAUGUCGCACUGACCUUUGAAGACAUUGUCACUCAGUGCUGCUGCGGCGGUGACGAGGUGCGAGGCCAGGAAUACAUGAAACAGCUUCGGAAGCAAGGUCGAUACGUGGUGGAUUCGUGGUCGGCGUAA
Messenger RNA from Trypanosoma conorhini, 669 nucleotides. Its product is annotated as NADPH-dependent FMN/FAD containing oxidoreductase. Bases 1 to 669 code for a protein of 222 amino acids. The transcript has a single exon. Gene Ontology annotation, cellular component: cytosol. Gene Ontology annotation, molecular function: oxidoreductase activity; flavin adenine dinucleotide binding; FMN binding. The record is from RefSeq and is a predicted model, not a curated record. Lineage: Eukaryota; Euglenozoa; Kinetoplastea; Trypanosomatida; Trypanosomatidae.